AUGACCCAAAACUCACCGGGCAACUCAUCUGAAUCUGAAUCCAACGACUCCAACCAACCAGAACCUCCAACCAGCAGCCUCUACGACUUUGUUUCCAGUCUCAUCUCGCCUGCUGCAAACGUUUCUGGUGAUCCAGACUCUCGAACCUUCUCGUUCGAUUCCAACCAACACGACGCCGAAACCAACAUGGCUGAACCUGCAUUUCCUACUCUCAAGCAGCCCCGUGUCGGAGGACUCAAUGCGACUGGAGCUUGGACUGGACAUGGAGUCGGCGGCGAAGGAACUUCUCCCAUGAGCACCCAGUGCAUGAGAGACUUCAAGACGAAUGUAAUCAAGAACCAUCAGGCUCUCUCUCCCAUCGAACUGAAGUGCAAAGAGGGACUGAGUGGCUCACCCGACCUUCUGUUUAAUCUCCCUGGCGAACCAAACGCAGAUAAGGUAGUGCCAUCGCUUAUUGCUCUAAGCGAGUUCAUGAUCUCAGUUGGGAUGGAAAGCGUCUUUAGAAUCAUUCAGACCGAUGGCACUCAGUUGGACAUGCUUCUCCAACCUGGUAUGGUUUCCAGCGACAUUGAGCGAACCUGGCAUAAGGAUCUAACGGUCAAUGGAGUUAUCAAAGUUGAUGAUCAGGGCCGUCCUGUCAUGGCCAACGGUGCUGUCGAUCGUUUUGCUCAGUGCUCAUAUGAUGCCCAGAACCUGCAUUGGCCGGGUGAAGCCGUGCUCAACUCUUGUUCGCCAACACUCAUGCAGGACCUUAAGCAAGUCAUCCCAAAGCUCGCUGAUCGAACUGGUCCCCAUGUCCUAUUUACCAUUCUGAAGAAGAUUUACCGCCCAUCCAGCUCCAAGAUCAAGAGUCUUGUCAACAAGCUAGAGGCACUCAAGUUGACCAUGAUGCAUCUGCUAUCGUCCGGGAAAUUCAGAUGA
This is a messenger RNA of Seminavis robusta, 921 nucleotides long. The record is from the annotation of a GenBank genome assembly. Lineage: Eukaryota; Bacillariophyta; Bacillariophyceae; Naviculales; Naviculaceae.